Tachysurus vachellii is the source of this 2355-nucleotide messenger RNA. RefSeq names its product phosphoribosyl pyrophosphate amidotransferase (gene ppat). Gene Ontology annotation, molecular function: amidophosphoribosyltransferase activity. Lineage: Eukaryota; Metazoa; Chordata; Actinopteri; Siluriformes; Bagridae. The record is from RefSeq and is a predicted model, not a curated record. Gene Ontology annotation, biological process: purine nucleotide biosynthetic process; purine nucleobase biosynthetic process. Bases 199 to 1725 code for a protein of 508 amino acids. The transcript is spliced from 11 exons.
ACUAAACCGAUAACUGACACGUUGUUUGCGAACUCACGUGUGUCUUGUAGCCGAUUUUGCAUUGAUUUGAACUCCCCCCUAUUUCUGUAGUUGGUACAUUCCGGCAAAAGCGAAUGUGAAGCAGCACGUGGUUGGAUUGGGAGAUUUUCGGGGAGUGAAGUUUUGUAGAUUUUGGCUGAAUUGAAAGUUGUAUUGGAAAUGGAGUUUGAAGAAUCCGGUAUCGGAGAGGAAUGUGGGGUUUUCGGUUGUGUUGCUGCAGGAGAAUGGCCAACACAGCUUGAGGUUGCCCAGAUUAUAACCCUGGGGCUUGUAGCUCUGCAGCACAGGGGCCAAGAAAGUGCAGGCAUUGUUACAAGUAAUGGCUCCAGUCCACCUACAUACACCACCCUCAAGGGCAUGGGGUUAGUCAGCUCAGCUUUUAAACCUGAAGAUUUGCUGAAGCUGCGAUAUGGUAACUUGGGGAUCGGACACACACGUUAUUCCACCACAGGAAUGUCAGAGCUGCAAAACUGCCAGCCGUUUGUGGUAGACACUCUGCACGGCAAGAUUGCCGUGGCACACAACGGAGAACUCGUCAACGCUGCUGCACUGCGCAGAAAGGUGAUGAGACAUGGUGUAGGUCUUUCCACUAGUUCGGACAGCGAGCUCAUUACUCAGCUGCUCUGUCUGACUCCGCCAAUGGAGGAGGUUGACAAUCCUGAUUGGGUAGCACGCAUUAAGAACUUGAUGACUGAGGCUCCAACAGCGUACUCCUUGCUGAUAAUGCACAAAGACGUGAUCUACGCUGUGCGAGACCCGUACGGCAACAGACCGCUGUCUAUCGGACGGCUGGUGCCCAUCUCCAAACUACACAGCUCUGGAGGUGGAGAAGGAGACACAGAAGGCUGGGUUGUCUCCUCAGAAUCCUGCAGCUUCCAGUCCAUCGGCGCCAAGUAUUACCGUGAAGUCCAACCUGGAGAAAUCGUGCAGAUCUCCAAACAUGGGGUCAAGAGCCUGAACAUAAUCCCCCGUCCCGAGCGAGAUCCUCCAGCUUUCUGUAUAUUUGAGUAUGUCUACUUUGCCAGGCCAGACUCCAUAUUUGAAGGUCAGAUGGUUUAUACAGUCAGGCAACGCUGUGGACGCCAGCUGGCCAUCGAGGCCCCGACUGAUGCGGACGUGGUCAGUACAGUGCCCGAGUCUGCGACUCCAGCUGCUUUAGGAUACGCACAAGUGUCUGGCCUGCCCUAUGUCGAGGUCCUGUGUAAAAACCGCUACGUCGGCAGGACGUUUAUUCAACCAAAUACUCGUUUGCGUCAGCUCGGGGUGGCUAAGAAAUUUGGGGCGCUGACGGACAACUUUUCUGGCAAACGAGUUGUUCUCGUCGAUGAUUCUAUCGUGAGAGGCAACACCAUCUCGCCCAUCAUUAAACUGCUCAAGGAGGCCGGAGCAACAGAGGUCCACAUUCGUGUGGCGUCUCCUCCGAUUCGGUUCCCCUGCUACAUGGGCAUCAACAUUCCUACCAAAGAAGAGCUUAUUGCUAACAAACCAGAGUUCAAGGACAUUGCAAACUAUAUUGGAGCCACCAGUGUGCGUUACCUGUCCGUCGAGGGCCUUGUGUCUGCAGUUCAGAGUGGGAUCGAGACAUGCGACAAGAAGCAGAUCAGCUCCAGCAGCAAAGCUAGCACAAAACUGGGUCACUGUACAGCCUGCCUGACUGGUAAAUACCCCGUCGAGCUGGAGUGGUGAUGAAACACACAGCAACGCAACAGCCGACGUCGCACCUCGUGAAAACGUAGCCUGUGAUGAGUGGUAACCAUUACAGAUGGAUUAGCUCCACUAUACUGGGAGGUAUGAAAGGUAAUCAUGAUUGCUUUAUAAACAAGGGUUUCUACUCUCUAAAGGACAUUUCAGUUUUUCACCCUUUUGUAUAUUUUGACAGUUACCGUGAUGUGCCAUAUACUUCAGUAUGUUCACUUGUAUGCAAAUUUAAGCACUUUAUUUUGCCCCUCAUUUCCUGUCCAACGACUUCUGUUCGCCAAUCACAUGGUUCGAGCAGCUGUGACCUCUGAACAGUCUUUUGUUUCAGCGAUGCCGCCGAGUUACACUAAGAACAUUUACAUCUAGACUGUUUAGUUGUUUGCUUUGUGUAAUAUUACUCAUCAUUUGUAUCUCUCUCUUUUCUUAUAAGCCUUUCUUAUAGCCACGGCAUUAUUACGGACAUCGGACAAAGCGUAUGUGAAGGAAUGUCAUGAGGAAUUGUCAAAGUAAAUGUGUGUGAAAUAAAGCUGCUUUUGUUUGUUCCGUUUCAACUUGUGUAGCAAAACCUGUUGCAAUCCAGUAUAAUUAAAAAACACACAACAGCAUGUUGAAAUAAAA